AGAGAAGGCGGCCCCCCUCUCUCGGCCCGGCCAUCUUGUGGGAAGAGCUGAAGCAGGCGCUUUUGGCUCGGCGCGGUCCGCUGCAAUCCGUGGAGGAACGCGCCGCCGAGCCACCAUCAUGCCUGGGCACCUACAGGAAGGCUUCGGCUGCGUGGUCACCAACCGAUUCGACCAGCUAUUUGACGACGAAUCGGACCCUUUCGAGGUACUGAAGGCAGCAGAGAACAAGAAAAAAGAAGCCGGCGGGGGCGGCGUUGGGGGCCCCGGGGCCAAGAGCGCGGCUCAGGCCGCGGCCCAGACCAACUCCAACGCGGCGGGCAAACAGUUGCGUAAAGAGUCCCAGAAAGACCGCAAGAACCCGCUGCCCCCCAGCGUCGGCGUGGCCGACAAAAAGGAGGAGACGCAGCCGCCGGUGGCGCUUAAGAAAGAAGGAAUAAGGCGAGUUGGAAGAAGACCCGAUCAACAACUACAGGGUGAUGGGAAACUAAUUGAUAGGAGAGCAGAAAGGCGACCACCCCGUGAAAGAAGAUUUGAAAAGCCACUUGAAGAAAAAGGUGAAGGAGGUGAAUUUUCAGUUGAUAGACCGAUUAUCGAACGGCCUAUCCGAGGCCGAGGUGGUCUUGGAAGGGGUCGAGGAGGCCGUGGACGUGGAAUGGGCCGAGGCGAUGGAUUUGAUUCUCGUGGCAAGCGUGAAUUUGAUAGGCAUAGUGGAAGUGAUAGAUCUUCUUUUUCACAUUACAGUGGCCUGAAGCAUGAGGACAAACGCGGAGGUAGCGGCUCUCACAACUGGGGAACUGUCAAAGAUGAAUUAACAGAGUCACCCAAAUACAUUCAGAAACAAAUAUCUUAUAAUUGCAGUGAUUUGGAUCAAUCAAAUGUGACUGAGGAAACACCUGAAGGUGAAGAGCACCCUGUGGCAGAUACUGAAAAUAAGGAGAACGAAGUUGAAGAGGUUAAGGAAGAGGGUCCAAAAGAGAUGACUCUGGAUGAGUGGAAAGCUAUUCAAAAUAAAGACCGAGCAAAAGUAGAAUUUAAUAUCCGAAAACCAAAUGAAGGCGCCGAUGGACAAUGGAAAAAGGGAUUUGUUCUGCAUAAAUCAAAAAGUGAAGAGGCUCAUGCUGAAGAUUCAGUUAUGGACCAUCAUUUCCGGAAGCCAGCAAAUGAUAUAACAUCUCAACUGGAGAUCAAUUUUGGAGACUUAGGCCGCCCAGGACGUGGUGGCAGAGGAGGACGUGGUGGGCGUGGGCGUGGUGGACGUCCAAACCGUGGCAGCAGGACUGAUAAGUCAAGUGCUUCUGCUCCUGAUGUAGAUGACCCAGAGGCCUUCCCAGCUCUGGCCUAACUGGAUGCCAUAAUACAACACUGGUUCCUUUGUGGACCCUCCUGUUCAAAGCUUUUGCAUGCUUAAGGAUCCCAAACAACUAAGAAUUAAAAAAAAAAAAAAAAAAAAAGGACUGUCAUUCAUACCAUUCACACCUAAAGACUGAAUUUUAUCUGUUUUGAAAACGAACUUCUCUAGCUACACAGAAGUAACAAAAUAUGUUAGUCAGUUUUGUAUUUAGAAAUGUAUUGGUAGCAGGGAUGUUUUCAUAAUUUUCAGAGAAUAUGCAUUCUUCAUGAAUACUUUUGUAUUGCUGCUUGCAAAUAUGCAUUUCCAAACUUGAAAUAUAGGUGUGAACAGUGUGUACCAGUUUAAAGCUUUCACUUCAUUUGUGUUUUUUAAUUAAGGAUUUAGAUGUUCCUUCAAUUACAAGCUGGUUUUAAAUAUUGGACAUAAUACUGGUUUUAAUACCUGCUUUUCAUUUUCACACAUGGUCAGCUGGGACAUGUAAACUUCUGACUUACAAGAUUUUCUGCUGUGUGGAAUACUAACCACUAUGUAUUUUAACUAUAUUUUCAUUUGGAAGUUGAAAAUUUUCUUUUCACAUCUUAUGAUAGCUAAUAUAUACUAAAUCUUUAUACAGAAAUGUCAGUACUUGAACAAAUUCAAAACAUUGGUUUAUUAACCUUUGGCUCAUGCAUGGUUUAUUAGGUUCCGAUUAUACCUGAUUCACCUAUAUUUACUUUUAAAAUGUAUGACUUCCUCAUUUUAAAAGUAAAACUAAACACAGCUUUUGGAACUUGUAAACUACUUAUUGUUCAUAGAUACAGCCUGUGUUCAGUGAAAUCGUUUUGUGGGUGUGGGUUUUAUCUUUCCUUGAACAAGAUGGGCAGAGUAAGUUAGUCAAUACCUAAUAGUUUAACUUGUAUAAAAUAAGAGGCUAGCCAUUUGGUAUUUGUGUAUGAAAGCCCCCAAAAUCAAAAUGUUUAUCCAUAGUCAACAAUCUAUUUGGUUUUAUAAAAACGAAAGGGCACGCAUUGGUAAGUGUGUUGGGAUGGAAAAGUAUCUUAAGUUUUAGUAUUUCAAAGCCAGCUUUAAUUUGGAACAGCACCACCAUCCAUAAAUUUCAAAACAAGUUAUCUUGUUUAUGAACUUAUAUGUUAUGAUUUGGUAUUGAGUUGUUAGUGUUACAUAUCAGUUUUCAUUUCCUCUACUAGAAAAUAGGUAAUUGAUAAAUUCUUUGAACAGAAGCAUCACUGCUUAUUAAAAAGUUAGAUAUAUAGAAUGAUUAAAAAUCCAGGUUUUCUAGGAUAUUUUUAUUCACAUAUAUUGAUUAAAUAGGGAAGGAAUUUUAUUCAAAGCUUUAAAGACUAGUCGUCAGUUUUUUUUUUUUUAAACCUCUGUUGUAAUUACAAAAAUACUGGAGAUCUUUUUUGCUAGUUAGGUGAUUGGUUUCAUGUACACAUCUAAAAGCUACUAUAUAGUAUAUUUACUCAAUGCAUUUAUUAAUCUUGUUGCCAGCAAGUCUGACAGCUUGGAAACAAGGGUUUUUUUGUUUUUUAAUAGACUUGAGCUGGUGGCUUACAUGUUCUGUAUUAGUGCUGCUUGAAGUUUUACAUGUUCAGAUCCCUGCUUUUCAGAGGCAAGGAUUAGUCCAUUUAGACUUGGUGACCCCUUUGAGAUUGUAGCAUAUGCUCCCUUAAGUCAGUAUGCUUAAACUUUAAAGUAUCUUACUUCUUAUUUUAAUAGUAAUAUCUUUACAGAUUUUUAGCAAUGUGUUGUAGAAAACACCUGCUCUUAGAAGCACAAGUUUUACUCACUGAGUCACUGUAAACAGAAAACACAGCAGCAUUUAUUUUAUUGCACAUUCAGAGUAAGCUGAAUAUGAAGGUGGUUAAUUCUGUCUGAUACCUGUGAAUUUCCUUUCAGAAUCACUUUAUGUCAAGAGCUAAACGUAAACUUUUUGUUGAAAAUAACAAUUUAUUUUCAUGCUCAUUUCCUAAAAGAUAAAAGCAAUCAAGUGGGAACCCCUUUAUAUGUUUCUUGGUUUCCCUUUUUCAUUAUCGUAAGAUAAUUCUUGUUUAAGAUUUUUGAAUGUUUAGAUAUCAUUAAGGUGAGGUUUUUAUUUGAUAAGUCUGCUGAGUCCUAUACUUGCUAGGAUACCUAUCUUGAUUUUCAAGAGUGGGUAUAAUGGCUUGAAUGCUGUUAAAGGUAAACGGCAUCAGUUGGAAUUUGUGGGACAUUUCCAGGUGGGCUAAAGGGAGGGUAUAGUUCUUAGUUGAAUACUAUUUGGGGUUGCUGGGAGAUCUUGAAUGUAAGAGCAGGUUCUAUAGUUCAUUUAUUCGCUUCAGGAUAUGUCAUUUGCAGAGUUGUGAAUGUAUUUGGUUUAUUUUUGGUAUGGGUUUGCAGAGAGAUGACUGUGCAUUCCUUCUGAUUGUUAUUUUUAUAAUUACUAGAGAUGACUGAAAUAGAAAAAAAGUGUUGUACUGAGUUUGCAAGUGGAGUGUAAGUAUUUUGUGUUGAAAUUUAAAAAAAUAUCUUAAGAGCAUUAGCAGGUGGAAGAAACCAGGUGUUAAAAAUUAAUAAUGCAAAGCUACAUGAACCUUACUGAUGUUGACCUUAAAGGUAAGACAUUUUAGGCAUAUCUGUGGACAAACUGCCAGACAUUAGCUAAUUGGUAUAGUAUACCUAUGAUACAUGCAGUUUUGCUUCCCCCACCCUACUUUCUUGUACUGGGUAUUCAACCAGGGCCUUGCUCAUGCUGGGCAAGUUGCUUAACUAUAACCACAGUAAAGGAAAAGGUCCAGGAAAUAUAAUACCCCUAACCCCUGUAAUUGUAAAGAAGUUACUAUGUAAAUAUUAAACGAAAGUCAAAUCCCAUGUUAACUAAAGAACCAGAAACCAGACUGAGCAGCCUUAGUCAUUUUCUGCAGUGGCAAAACCAAUUGCCAGGUGAUUUGUGGGGUUUUGUUUGUUUUUGUUUUUUUUGUGUUUUUUUUUUUUUUUUUGGCUGAUUUGAAAUGCUAGGGAUUUGUGUGUCCUGGACACAUGUUCUGUCAUCAGACAUUCUUCCACUUGAAUUGUUGGGUUUUCUUGGGAUAAGUAGCUGCUGAAGUGUAAGUAGGUUUUGCUAGCUAUGUCCUGAUUUAAGAGCUCCUUUAAAAUAAAGAUUUAUUUACCUCUAUAUGCAUUAAAUCCUGCUACUCUUAAAGCAGUCCUGUCACUUUAAAGUGAGAUGUCUUUCAGGUAGCCAUUUAUCCAUAGUCAAAAAAGUAAGAGACAGUAUCUAGUAGUUUUAUUUUUUAAAAUUUUAGUGUGUGUUACUGUCUUUCUUUGUCUUUGAUCAUGUUACAAUACAGAUUAUCCCAUUAAGUUAGGAAGAGGACAAUGAUUACUUAGAACUGGGAUUAUAAUUCCAGCCCCUGAAUUUGCUAAUAUUAAACAAGAUAUUUUAGCUUAAAUUAUUUUGCACUGCAUUACUUGGCUUGUGUUUGCAGUUGUCAUUUCUAAAACUUAGUGCUAAUGUUGAGUAUUAAUUUUAUUUUCAUACACGGAAAUUAAAGUGGUCCAGGUUAAUUUGACUAGAGUAGUGUUAGGGAUUAAGUGUGCGUCUAGCCAGUGAGUACUAAAGGAGUGAGUACUAAAGGAGUGAGUACUAAGGGAGGUAGUUUUGUUGUUUUGUGUUGAAGAGAUGGAGCUCUUAGUAAUUCAGUAAUUUAGUAAUGAGUUCCAUAAAUAUGUUCAAGAUGAUGUAUGGUCUCUCCUGUUGCUACAUAAACAAGUAUAUGUCUCCAUGGUCAGUAUUGCAAGCUGGUUUCAAACUGGAUGUCUACAGCUUUGGUUUUCCGAGAGGGUUAUAGAUGGGGCAUUACCAUGUCUGGCAGCUUUUUUCCCAUAUUUUUCCUGAAUUCCAGAAUUUCUGGUAGUUUCAACUUGAUUUUAUAUACCUUUUAAGUAUAUUCCUUAUGUAUUCAUGGUUUACUUGGGUGCUAACAUCUAACAUAAAGUUAGAAAACUUUUGUUGUGUGGGAGACCUGUGUGUCCGCAUGGGGGAUGGAAUGGUGAAUCCAUAUUCUUAGCAGCUAGGUAAGAAUGUAUGUGCCUCACACUUUCAAAAGAAAGUGAGACUUGGUCACUAUAUUUUAAAAAAAAUCUAGAUUAAAUUUUUUAUUAGUAGUGAUAAGCCUAGCCUCCAUGUAUCUCAUAAAGAAUCUAGAUUAACUUUCUAUUAAUAGUGAUAGGCCUUAGUGAAAGGGUUGAUUAAGUCUGGUAUUUAAGUAAAUAAUGACCAGGGGUUUUGUUCCUUAUAUUUAGUUUUGGAGAUAGUUAUUAAAAAUAGAGUUCCAGUAUGUUUCUUACUGGCUGAGAACUUUUGUUAUAUAGACCACAACUAGGCUAGCCUCUAGCUCAUGAGUGCUGGGAUUAAAAGUAGGAGCCACUGCACUAGACUUUUUAUAGUGUUUUUAAACUAGUGAAAAUAUUCUUGAGUUUCAAGGUUUUUGAGAAGUUAAUGAGAAUCACUCUACCCUUUUUCUGAAAACAUACCCACUAAGUAUACUGUAUAAUGAAGAUAGAACUUUCAAUUACUUAUUCAUGGCACAAAAUUAAGACAUUAAUUUGGGUAGAAUUACGAGGUGAAAGUUUAUUCUCACAUAGUGUUUAACAGGCACUGCUAGGCUUGGUGGUACUUGAGGUUGAAUUUAAGGGUUAUAAUCUGAAGUCUUGUUAAAUAGCAUCAUCCUAUCUUAAAACCAGAUCUCUGCACAUUGAAAGAUAUAUCAGUGAAAUGUAGGUCUUUCGUGAAUUUAGCACACUUGUCUGGGAAGGGAGCAUAAUUGGGGAAUUGCUUAUAUUAGAUUGGCCUGUACCCAUUUCUGUUGUGAUAAUUUCUUGGUUUAUGAUUGAUGUGAGAAGGCCCAACUUGCAGAGGUGCCACUCCCAGGGGUUUGAAUUUAUUUCUUCUAAAAAGCAAGGUAAACAAACCACAGAACAGCAUGGUCUUUUGCUUCAGUUCCUGCUUUCAAGUUCUUUUUUCUGAUUUCUUUCAGUGAUUAGAAUGUAUAAAUAACUGUGCUGUCAGGGCUGCAUUUGGUCAAAGUCUUAUCACAGCCAGAGAAAGCAAACUAGGACACAACUUGGUUCCAGAUGGGGAAUAUUUCCUGUUGCUUCAAAGCCCAAUGGGUUGGCUGUUUGUGGAAGAUGAGAGAGCAGGCCAGUUAACUGUUCCUCUGUGGUCUCUGAUUCUUUGCCCUGGCUUCUUUUGAUGAUGGUCUGUGAUUGGAGUAUGUAAAUGAAAUAAAUCCUUUGUGCUCCAUCUUGCUUUUGGUCAUGAUGUUUUAUCAUACCAAUAAAAAGCAAACAUGC
Mus musculus (house mouse) is the source of this 6685-nucleotide messenger RNA. RefSeq names its product serpine1 mRNA binding protein 1 (gene Serbp1). NCBI's taxonomy places the organism in Eukaryota, Metazoa, Chordata, Mammalia, Rodentia, Muridae. The transcript is spliced from 8 exons. Gene Ontology annotation, biological process: PML body organization; negative regulation of translation; cytosolic ribosome hibernation. Gene Ontology annotation, cellular component: perinuclear region of cytoplasm; cytoplasm; cytosol. The record is from RefSeq and is marked validated. Gene Ontology annotation, molecular function: ribosome binding; RNA binding; SUMO binding. Bases 119 to 1342 code for a protein of 407 amino acids.